AUGAAUUCAUUCCCGGUCAGCGAACAAGAUAAGGAUGAGUUCCUCAACUAUUUGGACGAAAAUGGUAUUUUGGAUAAACUAACCGACGUACUAAUCAUGUUGCAUAGCGAACAAGAACAACCCGCGGAUCCCAUCGAAUACGUGAGAAGGAACAUGUACGUGGACAACCCGGACAUUGAGGAAAUUAUCGACUUGAAGGUACGGAUCGAUAACGCCGCUAUUGAACUAGCCGAGCUUCAGAGGACCAGGGACGAACUUAGGGCUCAAUUGAAACAAUAUCAACAUGAAUCGCAACUGGAUGGCGAAGGUUACGAGGAAGAACCGGCCAAAGUAUCAGACAACGGAGACUAUUUCGAAUAAUUCGGGUCACCAGUUCCCUGCCACAUACUAUUAAAUACAUAACAAUUAUGUAGUUUUAUAAAUUAUGUUUUUUCAUCACAGCUGUGAGAAGCCUGUAAUCAGUGUAAUCGACUGUUUAAUCGAUGGUCAUUAUAACGAACUGUACUCACCAACAGAACCAAUAUCUAAACUAAUCAGUAAUCCAUAUUAUGCAUAAUGUAGAUCCGUUUUUCCGUAAUUUUUUUCUUAUCUUUUACUUCCCCAAUUUACUAGCAAGUUACAAUCUGCUACAAGAAACCACGCUUGAAGUUUAAAAUCGAAGCAUUUUUUCUACUAUAAGAAGUAAAAAAAUGUUUCGUUCAUUUUUAGGAUAGACACCUACGCAGACCGUAUUUAAAAGCAGUGUGCUUGGCACGCCUACACUUAAAGUAUUUAUAUUAUUUUAGUUAAAACUUUUAAUGAAUUUACUUAAUUUAUUUAGAUAGCUAAUAGUAUAGUUCUAAGUAAAGUAGUGAAUCAUAAUUGAUUAUUCAUUAGCAUAAUAGUUUUAAAGAAAACAAGCGCUACCAGAAUUCAUCAAAAAAUGGUAAGUUGAUUUUAUUAUUGCUAACUGCGUGCUUAAAAUAUUUAAAUUGCCGUAAAAAAUAACUAAACAUUAAAAAU
This is a messenger RNA of Metopolophium dirhodum (rose-grain aphid), 1002 nucleotides long. RefSeq lists its product as uncharacterized. Gene Ontology annotation, cellular component: nucleus. The record is from RefSeq and is a predicted model, not a curated record. Bases 1 to 360 code for a protein of 119 amino acids. Lineage: Eukaryota; Metazoa; Arthropoda; Insecta; Hemiptera; Aphididae. Gene Ontology annotation, biological process: regulation of DNA-templated transcription. The transcript is spliced from 3 exons. Gene Ontology annotation, molecular function: transcription coactivator activity.